Molecule: messenger RNA, 1266 nt
Organism: Dichotomopilus funicola
Lineage: Eukaryota; Fungi; Ascomycota; Sordariomycetes; Sordariales; Chaetomiaceae
Product: P-loop containing nucleoside triphosphate hydrolase protein
Exons: 2
Coding region: 1-1266 (421 amino acids)
Biological process (GO): proteasome-mediated ubiquitin-dependent protein catabolic process
Cellular component (GO): proteasome regulatory particle, base subcomplex
Molecular function (GO): ATP hydrolysis activity; proteasome-activating activity; ATP binding
Source: RefSeq, a predicted model, not a curated record
AUGGGCGACGUCCUGAUCGAGAAUGCCACCAGCAGCAUUCAACCGUUGAAGAAGAACCACCCCUCGACCAUUCCCAGCAUCGAAAAUUUUGAGGGUGUGCCAACAGAAGGCGGCGAUGAUUAUGCGAAUCUGAAGCGGCUGCAGCGACAGCUUGAGUACAUCCAGUUGCAGGAGGAGUACAUCAAGGAUGAGCAGAGGAGUUUGAAGCGGGAGCUGGUUCGGGCACAAGAAGAAAUCAAACGCAUCCAGAGUGUGCCUCUAGUCAUCGGCCAGUUCAUGGAAGCAAUUGACCAGAACACCGGCAUCGUCCAGUCCAGCACCGGCUCAAACUACGUUGUCCGUAUUCUGUCGACGCUCGACCGCGAGCUCCUUAAACCUUCUUCUUCCGUCGCCCUACAUCGCCAUUCCAAUGCCCUCGUCGACAUUCUCCCGCCGGAGGCCGACUCCUCGAUUGCCAUGCUUGGCUCCGACGAAAAGCCGGACGUGACGUAUGCCGACGUUGGUGGCCUUGAUAUGCAAAAGCAGGAAAUCCGCGAAGCCGUUGAGCUGCCCUUGACACACUUUGACCUGUACAAGCAGAUCGGUAUCGACCCUCCACGCGGCGUGCUGCUGUAUGGGCCUCCCGGGACGGGCAAGACCAUGUUGGUCAAGGCGGUUGCCAACUCCACGACGGCCAACUUCAUUCGCGUGGUUGGAUCCGAAUUUGUGCAAAAGUACCUUGGUGAAGGUCCGCGCAUGGUGCGCGACGUGUUCAGGAUGGCACGCGAAAACGCACCAGCCAUCAUCUUCAUCGACGAGAUUGACGCGAUUGCGACGAAGCGUUUCGACGCCCAGACCGGUGCCGAUCGCGAGGUCCAACGUAUCCUACUUGAACUUCUCAACCAGAUGGACGGUUUCGACCAGACGGCCAACGUCAAGGUCAUCAUGGCCACCAACCGCGCCGACACCCUCGAUCCAGCGCUUCUCCGACCCGGCCGUCUCGACCGCAAGAUUGAGUUUCCCAGUCUACGUGACCGCCGCGAGCGCCGUCUCAUCUUCACCACGAUCGCGAGCAAAAUGAGCCUUGCUCCCGAGGUCGACCUCGACAGCCUCAUCGUGCGCAACGACCCUCUCAGCGGUGCCGUUAUUGCUGCCAUCAUGCAGGAGGCCGGGCUACGUGCCGUGCGCAAGAACCGGUACAACAUCAUCCAAGUCGAUCUGGAGGAUGCAUACAGCAGCCAGGUCAAGGGGACGAGUGAUGAGAACAAAUUUGAUUUUUACAAAUAG